Molecule: messenger RNA, 999 nt
Organism: Oppiella nova
Lineage: Eukaryota; Metazoa; Arthropoda; Arachnida; Sarcoptiformes; Oppiidae
Source: the annotation of a GenBank genome assembly
AUGCUGCUGGACGACUGGCCAUUUGGCACAUUGGUGUGCAAAUUGGGACCAUUUAUUCAGGCGAUGUCUGUCUAUGUGUCGACCAUUUCAAUGACAAUCAUAGCGAUCGACAGAUACCAAGUGUUGGUCGGUUUGUUGAGGCGCCGAUUAACGACUACCGUUCCCACUGGUUUGAUAAUAGCCGUCAUUUGGGUGACGGCCGGCCUGUUGUCGAUACCUCACGCAUACUUCAACCAAAUCGUCGAAAUGUUUACAUUUAAAAAGUUGAUCCGUUGUCGGGCUGUAUAUCCGGAACCGGACGACAAAUACCGCAAAUGGAUUACUGUCUUAACAUUUUCCACACAAUACUCGAUCCCUCUUCUUAUCAUUUCCGUUUGUUACGCCCGCAUAGGAGUGCAUAUCUGGCAGAGGGUAGGCAUCGGCGCUAUGACUCAACAGCAGAGGACCGAUCAGAACCAGUCUAAACGAAAGACCAUUAAAAUGUUGAUUACAGUUGUGGUCGUGUUUGCCAUUUGUUGGCUUCCGCUUAAUAUCCACCACAUUAUGGCUGACUUUGGAUUUUGGAAUUACAGCUCAAAUGUGUUUCUGAUUUGUCACUGGAUUGCCAUGAGUUCUGUCUGCUAUAACCCAUUCAUAUACUUCUGGCUUAACAAACACUAUAAUGAAAGAGCAAAGUAUUUACUAAAGAUAUGUUUUACACUCAAUUGUCAUCGCAAACAACCCCCAGACGUGACUCAAGACUCGGUUAACACACAAAAUGAAAGAAAGACAUCAGCCAUAGGCAGCCAUAGGAGUAAACUGAAGAGAUCUAACGCCAUGAAGGCCUCUAAGAAUAAGUAUGGGAACGGCUUGUUUGGUGUGAUGUGUGUCCGCUCAUCCAUCAGUACCACGGACUCCAUGAAUGACAACAAUUUCAUGAAUAGUGUGGAUAAUGGUAAUAAUGGUAACGGUGCCAAUCAGACAGUCAUCAUCGCCAUUGUCGAAGAGUCCAAACUCUAA